This is a messenger RNA of Erigeron canadensis, 1287 nucleotides long. RefSeq names its product homeobox-leucine zipper protein HAT5. NCBI's taxonomy places the organism in Eukaryota, Viridiplantae, Streptophyta, Magnoliopsida, Asterales, Asteraceae. Gene Ontology annotation, biological process: positive regulation of DNA-templated transcription. The coding region runs from base 307 to 1188 and encodes 293 amino acids. The transcript is spliced from 3 exons. The record is from RefSeq and is a predicted model, not a curated record. Gene Ontology annotation, molecular function: sequence-specific DNA binding; DNA-binding transcription factor activity, RNA polymerase II-specific. Gene Ontology annotation, cellular component: nucleus.
CCCCCACACAAGAUUCUCUUCCUCUCUCUUCCCCUCUCAAAUAUACAAAAAAAAAUAAAAAUAUAUAUAUAUACAAUACAGUCUCUCACUCUAUAUCUAAACUAAGAUAUAUACAUUUGCAUGGUUUUCAUAUACAAAGUAGUCAGAUUGUGAUUCAUGAGUGCGGUCUCACUCUACCAUCAUAUGACUGUAAUUCUAAUCACAUGUUUUUUUAGGCAUAAGCCCCAUCACUCAAUGACCAUAUAACUUUGACCCUUUUAUUAUAAAGUCAAAACAACAAGUUAACAGAUAAAAAAGAAGAAACAAAUGGAGGGUGGAAUGGUUUUUGAAUCUUUGCUACAAAAUCAAAGGCUUGGUUUCUCUUCUGAUGGGUUUGAUUCCCCAUGGGCUUCCAACUCUUUUCAUGGAGAAAAAACAAAGAAAAAGAAGUCACUUUCUAGGGAACACGAAAAAGAAGAAAACUCCGAUGAGGAUUAUGAAAAUUGUUUCCGGCAACCGGAGAAGAAAAGGCGGUUAUCGGUUGAUCAAGUUCAAUUCCUUGAAAAAAGUUUUGAGGAAGAAAAUAAACUUGAACCAGAAAGGAAAAUUCAGCUUGCAAAAGAGCUUAAUUUGCAACCAAGACAAGUUGCAAUUUGGUUUCAAAAUCGUCGAGCUCGAUGCAAGACUAAACAACUCGAAAAAGACUAUGAGAUCUUGAAUUCAAGUUAUGAUAAACUCAAAUCGGAAUUUGACUCCCUACAAAAACAUAAUGACAAAUUAAAACACGAGGUUGAAAUUCUCAAGGAAAAGUUGCAUCAAAGGGAGACAGGGGAAAUAGAAUUAAUCCCUAAUGAAUUUGCUUCGAACGAAAUGGACUCGAAUACUCAAGAACCAAAUACAACUCCAAUUUCAAUUCAAAGUUGGGGCAAUGAGCCAAACAUGGUGAUAUGCAAGCAAGAAUAUGCAAAUUCGGUUUCUACAAAAAGUGACAUUAUCGAUUCUUAUAGCCCGGAUGUGAACCAUUCUUCAUUUCUAGAGCCCUGUGAUUCAUCAAAUGUAUUUGAAAAUCAAUCUGAUUUCUCUCAAGAUGAAGAGGAUACCUUGACCAUUCUGCGAUGUCCAAAGAUCGAGUAUGAGUCGUAUAUCGACCCGAAUGAAGGUUCUUUAGCAUACCCUAUUGAAGAUCAACCCUUUUGGCUUUGGCCUUGAACUUGUUAAAUGGUUUUAGAUCAAGACCUAUUGUAGAUUAACCCUGUUGGUUUGUGCCUAAAAAACUUUCUUUUAGUGAAAUGUUUGUGAUUAUCAAGA